AUGCAGAGCACCGAGAAUCACACAGCGGGCCUACUAGUUACCGAGACACUUAGUGAUAUCAUUUUAAGUACCGCUAAGGUCCUCCCACCAGUUCCAUCUCGCCCAUGCGGUGCUUUGCGAGGUCUACAUGACGUUGUACGGAUUAUUGGAGGUAUUGCAGCCGGGGCAAGACUGAACCAUGACAUUUUAAGAAAGUCGGCUUCUCUGAAUCCCACGUCAUUAGCUUCCCUGUGUCUCCACGAAUGCCGUAGAGUACUGGGAGAUCCAUUAGGAUCUCAACGAGAACAGAUCAUUCUUGAGGAACGCCUCGCGUCAAUAACUGCCUACCAUUUUAAUGUUGGUGGUUCUGCCUGGGAUUGCAAGGCCCUGUUUCGUGAUCCUGAGCGCCCCCUAGUGUUUGUUGAUCUCCCACAAUCCCAUCAACAACAAGGUGAGGUCAUGAAGACUGGGUUCGACGAUCCUAUAGAUGUAAAAAGUCGUCGUGAAAUAUGUCGCAGCGCCACCCAACUGCGCAGUAUACUCGACUUUCAUGCGUCAUCUCACAGUACAUCGACUCAAGGAAUACAACACAGCGAAGUUGGGGAGGACUCCAUCGGGCGCGUUCCACCUGUGAACAAGAACACACUGAUUGCAGGCGAUGGUGCCCUGAGAGUCGCAGGCGUCCUACACGCCCUUCACCGACAAAGGCAUAUGUUCUUGAUUGGCAAACCUGGAGACCAACGACCAGCGAUGAUCAGUCUUGCUUCACACAUAGCUGGAUUAGGGCUCGUGGUAGCACGCGGGGCUAGUAAUGAAGAAGAGUUUGGCAAACAUAUUUUGGUUGCUCUUCGUCAUGCCGUUUUGACGGCGGCAAAGGCCGCCGCUCAUGAUCCAAAUGGUCCACGGAGAAAAACAAGCAAGAUUGUCGUCUUAAUAAACGACGAAUCUUUAGCCGCUUGUCGAUCCGGUGAACGAUCUGUAUUCCAACUAGGGUCCACCGACAACCUGAACAUUUCACUUGAUGUUCUACAGGCGAUAGUCCGGGAUGGUGAUGUCGAUGGAAAGCUGUUUAGCGCAUAUUCCAAGGCCACAGACAAAGAGAUUAAAGAUGCAUUUCACGCGGCAUCAUCCUUGCUAGCUGGUAGAGAAGGUAGCGUAACUUGUGUCGGAGCUUGCUCUUCUGAAUACACUGAUGGUAACUUUCCUGUUUCUAUCCGCUCUGCUAUCGCGGCCAGCACUCUCAGGUCCGUUUCUAUCGCAAUCGCGUUAGAGUCAGAUUCACACGCCAGCUUGUUGCAACACAUUCGACUUGGCUAUCCGGCGCUUGCUGCACUGUUCCAAAUGAAUUACCAUUGUUUGGACCAAGCCGAUAAAUGUGUGGCGAGCAUGGAGCAUGUCCUCCGGCGACGCCUGGCGCAGCUGCAGCUUGAUACCGAAUUCAUGACAGUGCCUGUAAAUGAAAUAACUUCGCUUUGUUGUGCUGCUUUUGCAGCAUUAGACACGAUGCCAUCAAAGGAAACGCUACCGUCCCUCUUGAUGGAUGUCGCAGAUUCGACACCAACGAUCGCAAUGAAUUGGUACCAAGGCCUGCAAUCUCGGCGCCGUGGUCUUUUGACAGCUUCGGAUGGCUACCAAAGCCUCGUCGAAGCUCUGCCACUCGAGAUGCCUGAUUUACCCUCCGACAGUUCAGGUGCCACUACCACGGAGCGAAUCUUAUGUUUGCUGUCAAUCGAAGCUGCCGACUGGUCGAGGCAACUAGGUCUCAUUGACAAGCGCAUUCAGUCAUUGUUUGCAGAUGCAAUGAUGCACGCCAUCGAUGUCCGCUUAGCCACUGGGCAACAUUCGCUUCAGGGACGCUUAUCAACGUGUGCUGCAGCCAAGAGAUGCCUCAAUCUGACGGGUUUGAGCGCAGAUUCGUUCGAGCUAAAUGGUGCGACAAUCACAUACCCCUACGAAGCUGCUGUACACGCCAAGUUGGCUGAUGUAGUGACAGAACGACUUGUCUUUCGAUAUGCCAAUGCUCACCCUGAUAAUGAAUUGCUUGUUUCAACUUGGAGAGCCCAAGGAUGUCUUCCUCGUGGAAUUUCCACAGCAAGCCUGGCUCUGGCGACUGUGCAUUCACUGCGAUGGCCAUUGAUUAUUGACCCUGACGGGAUAUGUACUCGAUGGAUCCGCUCCGCUGAGUGUUCGGCCGAAUCUGAAUUUGUAGAAGUUACCCCCGCCACAGCGCUAUGCGCUCGCAGAGUGCUACGCAAUUCUAUCAUUCGGGAACGCUCAUUACUGAUGAAUGUAGACAAAAUUCCUGUCUGUUGCUCUGACUCGACUGUAUUCGAGGAUUCUUUGACAUUACAGAAGAGUGUGCAUAUUACCAGUUUCCCCGGCACAAUUGGAUUCCGCUUAUACUGUGUCGCUUCGACUUCGUCUACAGUGCUUACUAACGUCGCAAUAACAAUGUUUAAUGUCAUUGUCUUUUUCAUCGACGAUGUGAGUCUGAGAACCUCGUUGGGCUUAUCAGCAGCUGCCACAAUCUUCCACGACUUUGAGACAAUGUUGAAUUCAUCUUUCUAUUCUGUGUGCAGAGCAACAGCAAGUGUAUCAGUGGCAGAAAAUGCUUUAGCAAGGGUCCUGGGAGUUGUUUUCAAUGACUCUGAAUGCAAACCGCCGUGUUACAAGUCGCAUGCGUCACCAGCGGUCAACACUAGUCAGGUUUUCAGUCUUGUCAAGGAACUUGAUGAUGCGCUUGUCAAGUCUAGACCCGUAACGGCUACUGACACCUCAGCUAGCUUAGAAAAGGGAAUACUGAUUGCGUUUCUCGAGAAUGCCAUUUGUGCGUUACCCCAUGAAUCGAUCUCUCUCUUUACCAUAGAAAUUUUCCGAUGUUGUGCCAUCCAAAGAAAAUUGGUCACCAUGGACCUUGCGCUAGGAGACACGUUUACUAAAGCCACUGCUCUGAAUCAUGCAGUCUCCACGUCAAGACGAUGGCAGCUACUGGCGGAUGGAGGCAUGGAAUCACCAUCGCAGCCUUCGAAACUCCCCACCUACGCAAAGGCGUUCAUGGCGCAGUUUGCUGAGAUCCUGACAGCGAGUCUGCUAUUAUUGCGCCUUGCGUGCCUUCCGCACGAAGCCCAGGGUACCGCGCGCGGGAUAGUUCGAGAUGCCUAUGACAAAUUAACCGCCAGCAGCCAUGUCAUUCAGGAGUCUAAAGAGCGUGUCAAUCUAGAUGAUCUAACGACACAUAAGCUGAACCGAGCUUUAUCGGUGAUAUCAGGACCUCUCAGUGCCAAGAAAGUGGCUGGUGCUUCGCUGCUGAAUCUUCUUUUGAUUGGAGACGGUUUCACUCAGGAUGAUUCGAUCCACGAAGACAGCAUUUUCAGCUUUGUGAGGGGCCUUGCUGAUGGAACCAGCGCACCACAGCCAGGUCACACAGUAGGGUCCCCAAUUUCUUCCAAUUUGCCUGACCCGUUCGAUUCACUUGCGUCCAAUUAUCGAAUUCGGAUUGAGCUCCAGUUUAAGUUCAACGCCUCAUCAGGGAUCUACGGAAAUGCUGAGGCGCGCGUGCUCUAUAGAGCUCUAAUGAUGCGACUCCCUCAGCGCCUAGAGUUAGAUGUUAUUGGUAGAUGCAUUGCCAACCCGCGGCUAGAUGCAUGGUUACGAUCUCUCCAGGAACGUGUCGAGUACCUGCCGCCCUUUCUUGCUACCGAUGAUGUUGCAAUUUCUCCCGGUUCAAUUCUAGCCGAGGGCUUCUUACUGUUUCAUGUAUCGCGGCGCUUGGCUUCCGAGGUUCUCGUUACCAAUAAAAAUGCAUCAUUUUUCCAUAAUUCUGGAGUCGCACCCUUACUGCUCCUUUCGCCAGGCCCACGGAGAUCGUCUAAUUUAUCACUGAAAGAACAGCCCGAUUUGAAUAAGGCUGUCGAGUGUCCUGUGUAUAGCUACAGACAGAGUGUAUUCAUUCGCCUGCUCACCGCACACCUACCCGCUGCGCUUGGACCUGAAGUAUGCUCCGAGCGCACAGCAUACUUGCUUUCGGGAAUUGCCCCUUCAAGGUAUACUUCUCUUACUAGCUUGAGGUUCACAGUGCAGUGGAUAUAUGCCAGCUUAGUUGCUCACUUGUAUCUUUUGUACGAGGAUACGCGGAUGCGGUAUCCUCUUCUUUCUUUCUCUUGCACACUUUUAGUGACCGAGGAGUCUGGGGGUUGCAUAGGCAGCUCACCGCUUAGUGUUGCUAGAUCCCCGCCGGUUGGCAGGGCAGUCGCCAGAGAUCGUUGGACCAUGCUCGAAACUCAGCACGCUGAGAUCUCGUCCGACCAAUGGGAUCAGCGGAUUGGAUUCUUGGAUAAUAUAUAUUUCGUUCUCUACAUGUACAGUGAAGGCGCUUACAUUCCUUUACAGUUGGCCCCACCUGCCGGAACAAGCUGGCGAGCUCGGGAAGCAGUAGGACGAUUUGCCUGGCUGAAUGAACAACAGAUGGUAGGUGGACUGUUACCGACAGGAGCAGAGCCUUUACGUGUGGAUCCAGAACGUCUUGCCCCUCCUACAGCUGCUUUAUCUCCCUUGACCUCACUCUUCACCCAGACCUGGGGUUCCCCGGUCUUCUUCUUUUGA
Aureococcus anophagefferens is the source of this 4581-nucleotide messenger RNA. RefSeq lists its product as hypothetical. Gene Ontology annotation, molecular function: dynein light intermediate chain binding; dynein intermediate chain binding; minus-end-directed microtubule motor activity. Gene Ontology annotation, biological process: microtubule-based movement. The record is from RefSeq and is a predicted model, not a curated record. NCBI's taxonomy places the organism in Eukaryota, Pelagophyceae, Pelagomonadales, Pelagomonadaceae. The coding region runs from base 1 to 4581 and encodes 1526 amino acids. Gene Ontology annotation, cellular component: dynein complex. The transcript has 9 exons.